Molecule: messenger RNA, 1769 nt
Organism: Anneissia japonica
Lineage: Eukaryota; Metazoa; Echinodermata; Crinoidea; Comatulida; Comatulidae
Exons: 1
Source: RefSeq, a predicted model, not a curated record
UUCUUCAUCAAUCACAGUUCCUUAAUACGGCACUGUAACAGACGAUUAAAUUUUCUUUUAUUCCAGUGUUCUGCUUGUAGUGAAGUCGCCUACUGUAGCAAGGAAUGCCAGAAAACAGUUUGGAAAUCUCACAAACCACGCUGUAUGCAAAUUCGGAAGACCGUUCAAGUGUUUGCAGAACGAUAUAGAAGUCAGUUUUCCCAAGAUAUUAAGAGAACCGAAAAUGUAUCCUAUUAUUUCGGGAACACCAUUGCAAUUGAUGUCUUAAAGCUAGGUCUCAAUGAGGCUGAACCAUCGUCUGACGAUGUUGCUCUUCAACUCUCAAGAGAUUACAACAUCUUAUUCGCUGGUGUCGGAGACUUGCGCAACCUUUUGCUUACAACAGCAUCUCUCCCAAGCAACUUUACUGGCAACAUUCGAUUUACUCUGAACGACAUAGACCCAUUCGUUCUGGCGAGAGAUGCACUGUUCCUGUACAUAAUAAUAACUCAGGCCUCGAAAGAAUCAAUCGAGCUGACAAUAACGAAUAUAUGGUAUUCUCUUCAACUACCAGAUAAAGAUUUUCAGUUUCUUAUUUCUACAUUAAAUGAACUUAUUAUGCACACUGUAGAAACGCUAAAUGAUGCCACAUGCGGUCAUUUGGUUGUCAACAAAGAAGACUUUGACAUCAUGAAGGAAGUCUGGGUAAAAUGGCGAGAUUUGGAAUGUGAAACUGGAAAUUGGAACGCAAUCGAUCUGGCAGGACAGAGAACAAACUUGUUCCGUAGUACUUCUGUCUCCUCCCAAGCUAUGUCACUGUAUUGUCAGAUGAUUCCUGAGAGAUACAUGGAAUCUGCUACUCAAUACUUUGUAGACGGCUUGUUUUUAAGAAGUAACCUUGAAAAAGGUAAAUUAAGAUUUGAUAACCCUACACUUACUGGACGUACAUCAUCAAUGAAAGAACCAAUCUCCGUUGAUCAAUUACUUAAAAUUAAACCGAUGGCAUAUAACUUUGAAUAUUGCAUCCCAUCCGCCCACCUUCCAUUUCGUGGUUGGGAUUAUAAUCAAGCAAGUAAAAUGUUUGAAGAAGAUUCAUUAGUUGAUCUCUUUCAUGUGUAUAUUGCCAGCGUCAUCAAGAGUGCUUUGUCUUACUUUCAGAAAAGUAAAAUCUUUUCUAACUGUUGUCUAAAAAAUUGCAUUGACAUUUGCAAUGAGCCAGACGUUGAGCCGAAGUAUGACCGUAUUAUGACGUCAAACGUUGCCGAUUUUACAGGAAUCAAACAACUACUUUCAUCAAUGCGUCCUUUGCUGAGUACAACUAAUAAACAUGCUGUGCUCGUUACGGAAACUAUGAUUUGGCAUGCAUUUGUGCAAGAGGCUUAUAUAUUGCACCCACUUAAUAGAUUAAAGAUACAACCACUUUCAGAGGUCAUGGUAAAAGAUACCGGACGCCGAGAGCUUCAAAACAUUGACCAUACCAAAUUCGACUACUUUGACAAUACUUCAUCGUUUAUUCGUUACCUACAGCUUGUGUAUCUAGCAACAAUUAAUAAGGAACGAAAAAAUGAUUACAUUCCAACUCUUUCAACAAUCGUCAGAAAUAUGGAAGGAUUUACCCUCAACGACUUUACAAGUGGACUGAAUAAGCUGGUUCCAUUUCGAUACCGUGUAAACGCUAGGGCAUGCAAUAUGGAAAAUGGAUACCGGAGGAAUCUAGAAUGGAGGCUCUGUGCUGAGUAUGGAAGCGGUUCUUCAUAAUUAUUAUCGAAAACUAUCAACAUUAUAUAUAU